CGCGCCACCAAAAAAGUAUAAGACCGACCGUCGGCACACAUUUUCCACACGAUUUCGGUUCGAUUUCGAUUCUGUGCCUUCCUUGUGUAACAAGCGGUGUCAGCGCGUGAAAAUGCAACAGCCCCACGAGACGCACAAGCUUUGAUAUCGCCCCAAUACGCAGAUGUGGUACGGAUUCGGACAGUAGCGUCCAACGCGGCCGACUCGCUGGUUGGUCAGAUUCCUAGGGUUCCCCGUCGGCCUCUCGAGAGUAUCCCGCGCAAUCCCACUUCUGGGCAUGAUUACCACGCGCCAGUGCGACAUUUGAAUUGCAGAGCGCCAGGUGCGGAGCACGAGGACUCCCCGCUACCAGGACCGGGAGACCAGGACACCAGAAAUCCCCCAGGAACUGCGCCAUCGCAGGCCUAACCUAAAAAGGCACGUGCAGCGCGCGUAGAAGAGUUUUCUGCGUGCCACCACAGCCACUCGGCUCCUCUCCAAAAAGAACAGAGUGCCAAUUCCCGAAGACGACGACGACGACAUGGCCACCCUCCUCAGCAACGGCCAGCAGUCGGUGAUGGCCACCAGUAAUGGUCAGGAGCAGCAGCAGGACGAACCGGAGCAACAGCAGCAGGUCGAGAUCAGGAAGUCCAGCUCACCGAAACCAGGCGCCAUGCCCAACUUGAAGCUCAACAGGAUGGGCUCGGUGUCCCCGAAGGACAAGCGCGUCUACAAAAUAGUCCUGACUGGCGGGCCCUGCGGCGGCAAGACGACGGGACAGUCCCGGUUGUGCACCUUCUUCGAGAACCUUGGAUGGAAGGUAUUCCGCGUGCCUGAAACGGCCACUGUUUUACUCAGUGGCGGCGUGAAGUUCUCCGAUCUGACCGAGAAAGAGGCCUACAAGUUCCAGGAGAAUCUGAUCCGCACCAUGGUGCAAAUCGAGAACACCUACUUUGAGCUCGGCAACUCGAGCACCCGCAACUGUCUGAUAAUUUGCGAUCGCGGCGUUAUGGAUGCCAGCGCAUACAUAUCCAAGGACAAGUGGGAGAAGAUGAUGGCGGGCAACAAGUGGAAUCCCGUGGAGAUGCGCGACAAUCGCUACAACCAGAUCCUCCACCUGGUCUCCGCGGCCAACGGCGCCGAGGACUUCUACUCCACAGAGGACCAUGCCUGCCGCUCGGAAGGCGUUGAUUUGGCCAGGGAGCUGGACUACAAGUCGGCGGCCGCCUGGGUCGGCCAUCCCUACUUCGAUGUGAUCGACAACUCCACCAACUUCGAGACCAAAAUGAACCGCAUGAUUGAGUCAGUGUGCCAGAAAGUGGGCAUCGACAUUGGCGACCGUUUGCAGGCCACCUCGCGCAAGCUGAAAUAUUUGGUUGCCCUCCUGCCGCCAGACAGCGAGUUUCCGCCCUUCCAGGACUUUGAUGUGGUGCAUCACUAUCUGCAAUCCGCCGGACCCAAGGUGCAGGCUCGCCUUCGCAAGCGCGGUCAGAAGAACCACUGGAGCUACAUCCACACGCAGCGGCGUCCCAACGUCCACGGGCAGGCCCGCAUCGAGGUGAAGACCCAGCUGACGCAUCGCGACUACAUGAACCUGCUGGCCCAGCGCGACGAUGCCCACUUCACCAUCUACAAGAAGCGCCGCUGCUUCCUGAUCAACAACCAAUAUUUCCAGCUGGACAUAUACAAGGAGCCAGGCCAUCCACGCUGCAAGGGAUUGGUGCUGUUGGAGACGUAUUCAUCGCUUACUGGAGAUGCCCUGAAGAACUGCAUGCCCAAGUUCCUGAAUAUUGUUAAGGAGGUGACCGGUGAUCCGGAUUACUCCAUGUUUAACCUGUCCCUCAAGGAGGACUGGAGCACCACCAAGAAGUUCUGCCGUUCGGCGACGCACGGUAAGCAGGAUAAGCAGCUGCCAGAGCCGCCGAAGCAGUACCAUCCCUACGACGAGAACAGCGACUAGGUCAUCCGGCCGGGAGUCAACAUUAUGCAUAGCCAAAGAAUAUAGAACCAAAAGCUUGAACCCCCACUGCUGUACAUACCACAAGCCUCUAUCUUUGCAUGCCACUCCGCUCCAUUUCACUUUCCUUUCCCCUUUCUAAAUUUCCAAAUUUAUGGCACUCGUUUUGGACCCUCGAAUUUUGAUUUCCGCCUGACUGUGUGUAUUUCUCUUUUGAUUUUGUAGUUAAGGGCGCCGCUAACGGAGUCUCGAGCACGCCGUUGCUCCUCAAUGGUCAGUAGGCUUCUGAACUGUCCCUGAAUCUCUUUUGCACACGCAAACACACGGCAGAAGCAAGCUAUAAGACAAAAACCAAUGACCUGGCAACAAAAUGUACAAAAAAAAGCUUAAAAACUGAACGGAGGUCCUUCCAAGCUGCCUUGGGAGCUCCACUUAGUGCUCUGAUUUAUAACCACACACCCUAUACACCCAACACACACUCCCUGUUAUUUAUUUGCGUACUUAGCCCCCGGAGGAUGAAGGAACCGUGAACGAGAAGCGUAUGUGUCGAGUCUAUAGUUUGUAGUGCAACCGCAACCGAAACCGAAACCGGAGGUCGAGAGCCCCACCCGUACUUAAUUUUCUUGUCAUGUUUGCUCGUGUUAAUUUUGUAAGCCAUAACAACACUAGAAACUAUGUAAAUCCAUGGAUCCGCGAUAACAUGUGACGUUUUUGUGUCUUUUGGAAAAUUUGUGAACCCGUAAUUUUAACUCUAACUCUAAGCUAAAUGAAAAUAAGAUUACGACUACAAGACCACCAAAAA
Molecule: messenger RNA, 2738 nt
Organism: Drosophila biarmipes
Lineage: Eukaryota; Metazoa; Arthropoda; Insecta; Diptera; Drosophilidae
Gene: Ttd14
Product: TRPL translocation defect protein 14
Exons: 9
Coding region: 521-1939 (472 amino acids)
Biological process (GO): photoreceptor cell maintenance
Molecular function (GO): GTP binding; phosphatidic acid binding; phosphatidylinositol binding
Source: RefSeq, a predicted model, not a curated record